AGGUGAUUUUUUUCUGGUUUUUCCGUUUUCCGCAUAAUCAAAAACUCCAGCAAAGACAUUUUCCUGUCAUUUACCAAAAGGAUCACUUACAGCAUAACUUCACGGGGAACAUGUCAAAACAUAUUCAGAAUCAUCACUGGUAAGUCCCGGAAAACAUUGAUAGAAUCUUGAUGAGUUCCUAUGCCUGGCCCUCGUCAAUUUCGGAAAUUACAGCAGCGGCUGCUGGGAUUGAAUCGGGUUUUGAACACUUCAAUCAGAUUUUUAGUGGCGGGAAUUACAUAUUCGAAAUCUCAUAAAGACUCGAACCAUUACGCGGAUCUCUUGCAGCUCUGUAAAAACAUCGCCGGCUUAAAAAAUGUGCAUGCUCGGAUUAUUGUUCGCGGUUAUGAACAAAAUCAAUUUCUGGCAACUAAGCUUAUUGGAAGUUACGCCGAGCUCGGUCCUCCCAAUCUGGAAAGCGCAAGGAAGGUGUUUGACAUAUUGUCUGAGAGAGAUGUAUUUUGUUGGAAUGUGAUCAUCAAGAGCUAUGCGAAUGUGGGUCCUUUUGUUGAAGCCUUGAAUGUGUAUGAUGAAAUGCGCUCAAAUGGCAUAACCCCAAACCGUUACACAUACCCUUUUGUGCUAAAGGCUUGUGGCGCAGAGGAAGCUCAUAAAAAGGGUCAACUGAUUCAUGGACAUGUUGUGAAAUUUGGUUUGGACUUUGAUCUAUAUGUUGGAAACGCUCUUGUGACAUUUUAUGCCAAGUGUAAGGAUCUUGACAUCUCUAGAACAAUAUUUGAUGGGAUUCUUCAAAAAGACAUAGUCAGUUGGAAUUCCAUGAUCUCAGGAUAUACCACAAACGGGUACAUGGAUGAAGCGAUCCGGAUCUUCUAUUCCCUUUUGAGGAAUGAUGUCACUGGUGCCCUUGAUAAUACCACUUUUGUAACUGUUCUUCCAGCACUUGCUCAGGCUGCAGAUAUCCAAGCAGGAUUCUGGAUUCAUUCUUACAUUGUAAAGUCGGGAAUGAAACUCAAUGCUGCUUUGUGCAGUGGUCUUAUAUCCUUGUAUUCAAACUGUGGCUAUAUAGACAUAGCAAGAGUCAUCUUUGACCGAAUCUCUGACCCCGAGAGAAAUAUUUAUGUGUGGAAUGCCAUAAUUAGAUGCUAUGGGAUGCACGGUUUUGCACACGAGGCACUCAGUAUGUUUAAACAACUAGUUGAAGAUGGCAUACGCCCCGAUGGGGUUAUAUUUUUGUCUUUGUUAUCUGCUUGUAGUCAUGCAGGCAUGCUGGCAGAAGGUUGGGAUGUGUUUCAAUCCAUGGAAGCUUAUGGAGUUCAGAAAACUGAAGCACAUUAUGCUUGUGCAGUGGAUCUCUUGGGGAGAGCUGGCCAUUUAGAUACAGCUGGGGAGCUUAUCAACUCCAUGCCCAUUCAACCAGAUAAAAAUGUGUAUGGUGCCUUGUUGGGUGCUUGUAGAAUACACAAGAAUAUAGAGCUGGCUGAAUUUGCUGCUGAGAAGCUAUUUGUGUUGGAUCCUAAUAAUGCAGGGCGUUAUGUAAUUCUGGCACAAAUGUAUGAGGAUGCAGGUCGGUGGAAGGAGGCAGCAAAACUGAGGACAUCGAUCAGAGAGAAAGAAAUUAGGAAGCCAAUUGGCUAUAGCUCCGUUGAGCUGGAAUCGGGUUAUAUAAAAUUUGGCGUCAACGAUGAGACUCACCCAUUUACUUCAGAGAUCUUUGAGACUUUGAUGAGCUUGGAUGGGAUAAUGGCGCAAGUAGGUAUCCACUGAUGGGAUACUAAGCUAUCCAGCCUCCUCAGUCUGGAAGUGAUGUGCCAUCAUCACUAUUCUUAAAUACCAUUUCAAACAGAGCUUGCCAGU
Messenger RNA from Neltuma alba, 1854 nucleotides. Its product is annotated as pentatricopeptide repeat-containing protein At3g46790, chloroplastic-like. Gene Ontology annotation, molecular function: RNA binding; protein binding. Gene Ontology annotation, biological process: RNA modification. The record is from RefSeq and is a predicted model, not a curated record. NCBI's taxonomy places the organism in Eukaryota, Viridiplantae, Streptophyta, Magnoliopsida, Fabales, Fabaceae. The transcript has a single exon. The coding region runs from base 181 to 1764 and encodes 527 amino acids.